Uranotaenia lowii is the source of this 1287-nucleotide messenger RNA. RefSeq lists its product as uncharacterized. The record is from RefSeq and is a predicted model, not a curated record. Gene Ontology annotation, molecular function: zinc ion binding; nucleic acid binding. The coding region runs from base 1 to 1287 and encodes 428 amino acids. The transcript has a single exon. Lineage: Eukaryota; Metazoa; Arthropoda; Insecta; Diptera; Culicidae.
AUGGCGGCCUCCCAGAGCAAAUGGGGAGAUCCUCCUAAAAAGAAUAAGCCGUUGAAGACAUUGCCUGAUUGGAUGGACGCACACGAUGAAUUCGGGGAAACACAAUUCCUAGUUGUAAGUGCCAGCAAAAACAACCAGGACGAAGAAACAACAACCGACAAGAGCACAACAAUGCCGAAAAAUCCUUUUAUCUUCUCCAAAACCAUAGCCCAACUUGGUAUCAAGGUAGAUGAGGCCAAACCAAUUGAAAACGGGAAUAGAUACCUGCUGAAAGUGAGGAACCAGCAAUGCGUAAAUAAACUGCUCAACUUAAAGAAACUUAUUGAUGGAACUGAAGUCCUAGUAGAACAUCAUCAAACACUCAAUACAAGCCAAUGUGUAGUAACAUGCCAUGGUGUAGCCGAAAUGAGCGAAAAAGAACUCUUGGAAGAACUGGCCAGCCAAAACGUUGUACGAAUUUUCCGAUUUGUCAAAAAAGAAGGGAAAAAAGAAAUACCAUCCAAUACUAUGGUCCUAACCUUGAAAACUACUAGGCCGCCUACUCACGUAUAUUUCGGCGCUUUCAGGAUAGCGACACGUCCAUACUACCCUAAACCCCUUCAAUGUUUCGGUUGUGGUGCUUUCGGACACAAAAAACCGCAAUGCAAAUCCCAAGAAAUUUGCCUAAACUGUGGAGGAAAGGAAUGCGUAAGGAAUGGAUGCCAGAAUACCCCUAAAUGCAUUAACUGCCAAGGUACGCACAGCACAAUGGACCGGAAUUGCCCUAUGUUUCAGGAGGAGCUCGAAAUAUGUAAAAUCAAAACGGACCUCAAAAUACCAUACUUCCAGGCUCAACGGGAAUAUAAAACAAGAACCGCCGCAUCCUCAUUUGCCGGAAUCAGCAAGAUUCAACGUCGUCUUGAAACCCCUAAGGAAAUAACCGAAAUUGAGAAAAAAGACAAAAUAAUAGCACAACUGGAACAAAAAAUUCAAAUGCUUCAGAAGGAAAUCGAAAUGCUUGGUAGAACGGCCCUCCUGACAAGGAAAAAGUUGGGGGAAGCAAUGGAAGAAGAUCCGACAUCCGAAAUGACUGUUUCCAGUGAAGACGAAACCGAUAUCAAUUCUUUAAAAUUGAAAUUGACCCCGAAGCGUAAAAUCGAUAAAGAAUCUUCCGAUGACCAGAGCACGCCAACCUACUACUACAACAAGCAAUCUCUGAGGAAGGAGAGAAAACUAAAAAAAAUGACCAAAAAAGAACAAGCCAGUGGAAACAUGCAACCGACAUCAUCUCGACGCUCAGACAUUUAA